UGUGUGGAGAGCAGCGUAAUGGCUGUCACAGUAAGAGUUGUCUGGAACUCAAGCUGAUAGAACUGGAAAUGCUCCUUUCAAUGUUUCCCAAAAAAGGGGAAGUAAAUCCCAAUGAGGACGCUGUCCCCAGCGUGCAGCGCUACCUGAGAAACACUGAUGAAGUUCUGCCCCCGCAGCUCGAAUAUUCAGUCGCUAUUGAUGUAGGAGAGGCAAAGGGAAAAGUGGAACUGCAGGUACUGCUGCCUUGUACGUACCCCCAUGUAGCUCCUCAGCUUUUCACAAGAUCAGAUGCGCUGCACAGACAGCAACAGCUGGAAAUCAACACUCAUCUCGCUUCUCACAUGAGCUCUUUGGAUUCAGGUGAGCUGUGUGUAUGUGAAGCUGUGCAGUGGCUGAAAGACAACAGCCUGCCUUACUGGGAAAACAGCAAGAUCUCUUCUAAAAGUGCCUCAGAAAAAGUGGCAGUUAAAGAAGUUGUGUCUAUGUGGAUCUACAGCCAUCAUAUAUAUAGGCAGGAACUGAGGAAAAAGAUUUUUGACUGUGCAAAGAAAUUAAAUCUGACUGGCUUCUGCCUGACAGGGAAACCUGGUGUCAUCUGUGUGGAGGGACUGUGAGAACACUGUAAAGAGUUCUGGCGGGUUAUUAGGUAUCCCAACUGGAAGCAUAUUUCAUGCAAGCAUGUGGAGAACACAGAAACAGAGGGAAGCAUCAACGAUCUUCGGCUCUUUCGUGCUUUCGAAGACCUGCAGUUUCAGGCACAUGGUGAUUAUGUCCUGAGGAAUGACUACCACAUAGAUCUUGGCCAGAUCCUAGAAUUCCUGAAACAGCAUCAAAGUGGACACAUUUUUCACAUCUUAUUUGAUGUGAUGUUGAAGGCAAACUUUCAGACAAGAGAAACUUUGGAAGGAAUUCUAAUUUUGGACAGCAAAAGAUUACUCUAACAUUGAAAUACUGUGCCUUACAGCUACCGUGAAAAGGGAAACAGUUUAACAUACAAAAAGAAUAGUCAAAUAGUUCAUUUUAGCUUCUCUUCAGAUUUGCCCCGUAUCUCUGAGAGGUGUUUGCUUAUUUUCUGUGACCCUAGAAUUGGCAUUUGUCACUAUGAGCCAUACCCCAAAGUGCUUGCAAGGUGAUAAACAUUCCACACUGUAUCCUUAAUUUACACGCUGCUGUCUUGUCAUAUCUGCUGUGUGUUAUUAAGUUGCAGUGCAGACCUGUAGUUAACUUCUGCAUACAGUUGUGGGAUACCAAAGUGCCUGCAGUCACAGCUGAGCGUGGUUGCCAAUAUAAAAGCACACACAGCUCAAGGAAAUCUCACUGCUGCAUUCAUGGGUUAGUGUCUUUUGCUGCUUCACAAAGCAUCUGCUCUCACUUCAUUCAGCUAAUCCAUGAAAUGCAAAGGCUUAUGUCCAAGCACGGGAACAAGUUUUACUUUUUAAAUAAAGGGUGGGGGGAAGGAGGAAGAAGCCCAUGUCACCCCAUUCCUUGUACACUUUAGGUAGUACCUAUGUAGUUAUAUUGCCAAUACCAGCAUUGUUGCAGUCCUCUUCCUAUCAUCUCAUUACACGGUCUGGUUACGUUAAUAGUAGUUUUUCAGCUGCCCAACUCAUGGCAUUUUAUAUUUACAUUAUUAGGUCAAGCACCUUUGAAAAGAAAAUGUGUAAAAUGAGACAAAACUUAGUGUUUCCUCUGUUUUUUCUCUAUGUUACAUAAGGAAAUACAUGUAAAAUACGGAAAAAUGAAAGCCCUAUAUAUAUUUUAUAUAUUAAAUAAAAAUACAUGUAAUU
Molecule: messenger RNA, 1787 nt
Organism: Pezoporus flaviventris
Lineage: Eukaryota; Metazoa; Chordata; Aves; Psittaciformes; Psittacidae
Gene: RWDD2A
Product: RWD domain containing 2A
Molecular function (GO): protein binding
Source: RefSeq, a predicted model, not a curated record